AGGCGGUGUCAGCGCUCGCGGGACGGGUUCUAAAGCUGGCGUCGCGUGCACCUAGUCGCUCUCUCUCUCCCGGUUCUCCAGACGUGCGGCUAUGCUGUCGGGCUGAACCGUCCCGGGGCCGAGGAGCUGAGCUGCGGGAUGGAGCCGAGUUCUGAGGCGAUCGUGCGCUUUCUCACUGAGCGCGGGGGCCGGGCCCGACACUCAGAAUUGGUGCAACACUUCAGGGACGCCCUGGGCGGCCCCCGGGAGCAGCGCACCCGCGCCCGCGAACACUUCAAGGAUCUGGUCAACGCGGUGGCCACCGUGCGCACCGAUCCCGCGGAUGGGACCAAGUACGUGCAUCUCAAGAAGAGGUUCUGUGCAGGGGGGUCCCCUCCGCUUGAGGCCUCACUCCCCCGGGAUCCACCGCGUAUCGAGGUGACUGAGGAGCCUGAAGUCCCGGACUUUCCAGCCAAGCCAUGCGAGGGCAGCCAGCUCCAGGAGGGGACAGAUCCACAGUUGUCUCUCGGCCCGGGGAGCGAACUCAGCGACCAGGAGCCUCCGAUCCCUGCUCAAAGUGGGGCCCCGUCUAAGGACUUGCCACAGGAGGUCCAGACCGUGUCCUGGGCGUCAGUCCCCGGGCCUGGCGAGAACCUGAAACUCCCUGCACACAGCGGUGAGGAAGCUGAAGGGGGCAGUUCUCUUAGUGGGCCAAAUACGCCGAGGUCGGCCCGUCAGAACUUUCGGGACCUGGUGAUGGGCAGCUCCCCUCAACUCAAGAGGAGCGUGUGUCCCGGGGAUGGUAACUCCGUAGGAGGUCGCAGCAGAGGAGGGGGCGACUCCGAUAGCGCAUCCUUGGCUUCGUCAUCCGCCGAAGAGGAGAGCAGCGGUGGGGGCUCGGUGACGCUGGAUCCUCUGGAGCACGCCUGGAUGCUCUCGGCUUCGGAGGGCAAGUGGGACAGCCUAGAAGGGCUGCUCACUUGUGAGCCUGGCCUGCUGUCGAAGCGAGACUUCAUCACCGGUUUCACCUGUCUCCACUGGGCCGCCAAGCACGGCAGGCAGGAGCUCCUGGCCAUGUUGGUCAACUUUGCCAGCAAACACCAGCUGCCAGUGAACAUCAAUGCCAGGUCGAGCGGAGGCUACACGGCCCUGCAUUUGGCAGCCAUGCACGGGCACGUAGAGGUGGUGAAGUUACUCGUGGGGGCCUACGACGCAGAUGUGGACAUCAGGGACUACAGCGGGAGAAAGGCCUCUCAAUACCUGAGUGAGAGCAUCGCAGAGGAGAUCAAGAACCUGGUAGGCGUCAUGGACGAAGAUGAUGGGGACAGUGCCACCGGCCGCGGGAGUGGGCGCUGGAGACUUUCAAAGGUGCUCCCGUCACACCUCAUCACUUACAAACUCUCCCAGGGCGUGGAAGAUGGCACCGAACAUCAUCACCACCACCACCACCACCACCACGUCGCCGAGGUCGGGAGCAAGGCGAAAGAUUCAGGUCGCAAAGCCUUGGGCAGCUCCAGCGGACGGUUAAAACCACGGCUCAACAAAAUCCGAUUCCGAACCCAGAUCAUUCACACCACUCCCUCAUUCAAGGACACCGAGCAACCACUGGAGGAGGGCGAAGAGGAGGAAGAGGAAAGGUCCCUUAAGGGCCACUCAUCUUCCUUCAAACUGAGACCGAAGUCCAAUGUAUUUGGGUAAAAAAACAAAAUAAUUCCUGCUAGAAAUGCUAAGGUUUAGUUUUCUUCCAGAUAGACUAAUACUGGCAGUGGAUAAGAAAGUGGAACCCGAAAAGACAGCAUAAAUUAGCAUUGUAACUUGCAGACUUGGGGUGGAUCUGUAGUAAUCCUUCCCUGAUCGCAUUUUGGGGCAAGAGAACUUCUGGAAUGAUUCAUGAUGCAAUGAUUUGUGCCUCUUCCCCCACCCCACCCUUGUAACCAGGAACGUGUGAGAACUGGGACUGAUUGAUGACUAAGAGCCCCUUGGCUGUCACCAUUACUAGACACCAUGCACAGUAAGGACUAUCAAGUAUGUUUUCCUGAGUGACUCGUAGGACGUCAGAAAAGGCAAACUGUGUGUGAACCUGGUCAUGGUUGUAAGUGAACAAACCUGCAGGCUGCCCUGGUUUUCUGCCGUUCGCACUUGCUCCUUACGGUGCUAGCAAAGGUCCAGGUCAGAGUGGAAAUGUGAAAUACAAAUGAGAACUAUGUGACUCGAGAUGGGAAACUUGUACGCUUGUAACUAUGACUGUCGUUUUGCUUUUAUAGUAUAGAAAAUGCAGGUAAUGUGGCACUGGUUCGUUCACACCUGAGAUACUGUAACGUGAUGUUUUGUCUUUUGCUUUUUAAGUAGAUCAAAGCUUGUGAGUUUCAGAAUCUGUAAGUUUUGUCAAAAUAAAAUGUUCA
Messenger RNA from Chionomys nivalis (European snow vole), 2381 nucleotides. RefSeq names its product sosondowah ankyrin repeat domain family member C (gene Sowahc). The record is from RefSeq and is a predicted model, not a curated record. The transcript has 2 exons. Gene Ontology annotation, molecular function: protein binding. Bases 139 to 1677 code for a protein of 512 amino acids. Lineage: Eukaryota; Metazoa; Chordata; Mammalia; Rodentia; Cricetidae.